Molecule: messenger RNA, 672 nt
Organism: Anopheles merus
Lineage: Eukaryota; Metazoa; Arthropoda; Insecta; Diptera; Culicidae
Product: mitochondrial pyruvate carrier 2-like
Exons: 3
Coding region: 123-479 (118 amino acids)
Biological process (GO): pyruvate import into mitochondria
Cellular component (GO): mitochondrial inner membrane
Molecular function (GO): pyruvate transmembrane transporter activity
Source: RefSeq, a predicted model, not a curated record
UGGUCACUCUGGAAGUACGGAAUGUUUUGGUAGCUGAUAAUAAAUUUUUAUUUCCUUUUCCCAGCAGUUCAGUGCGAACGGUGCCAGUGUCCCUAUUCUACCUCGAAUCCAAUCCCAUUACCAUGUCGAAGCUUUACCACGGUGUCAUCAAUGUGGCCGAUAAGUUUGUCCCCAACGCGUUGCGGCCCCUGUGGAACCACGCUGCUGGACCGAAAACAGUUUUCUUCUGGGCGCCCGUCUUUAAAUGGGGCUUGGUCGUAGCCGGAUUGAGUGACCUUCGACGUCCUGCGGACCAGCUGUCAGUUUCGCAGUCCGCUUCACUGGCGGCAACCGGAAUAAUUUGGUCGCGCUACUCGCUGGUGAUCAUUCCCAAAAAUUGGGGUCUCUUCUCGGUGAACGUGUUCGUCGCCGGUACGCAAGUACUGCAACUGUAUCGCGCGUGGGACUUUUCGCGCAAGGCACCGAAAACCGCUUCCUAGACGAAUACGCAAGUGCGAAUGCCGUACCUGCGGACUAAUAACUCUAUGUGAAAAUCGGAGCAGUUUUUAUAAAACGCUGCUAUUUUUAUAAACACUAUAUCUGAAACUGUACAGUCCAGGUUUGAUGUAAAUGAUAUUAGAAUGUGUACAGUAUAAAUAUUUGCACAAAAGAUAAAAACGAUCUGUAGUAGAA